Messenger RNA from Pseudozyma hubeiensis SY62, 6063 nucleotides. RefSeq lists its product as hypothetical. The coding region runs from base 1 to 6063 and encodes 2020 amino acids. Gene Ontology annotation, cellular component: nucleus; cytosol. NCBI's taxonomy places the organism in Eukaryota, Fungi, Basidiomycota, Ustilaginomycetes, Ustilaginales, Ustilaginaceae. Gene Ontology annotation, biological process: proteasomal ubiquitin-independent protein catabolic process. The transcript has a single exon. The record is from RefSeq and is a predicted model, not a curated record. Gene Ontology annotation, molecular function: peptidase activator activity; proteasome binding.
AUGGACGACGAUGACGUCCUCGAGGUCGAUAGCCCAAUGGAGCCCGCCGUCGACAUCGACGAAGAUGAGGAUGAGGAGAUGCCCAUCUUGAGCCUUGACGGCGCUCCGCAGCCUGCAAAGAAGCAGAAGGGUGAAAACAGAAACCUCCAGCUCGACUAUCCCAACAGCUUGCCAUACACCUGCGAGACGCUCGAAGAAUUUGACGCUCGCCUGGACCACAUCAUCCGUCGGCUUGUCGACUGCGUCCGCACCAACGAUUACGACAUUGGUCUAGUGCAAUGGAACCACCGGCUGCAAUGUCUAUUGUCGCUCAAGUAUCCCAUCCUUCGAAAGACAAGAGCCAGGCUCGCCCGGCUUUACUACGAGCUCGCCGUGUUGCCCGGCCUCAACACGCGAUGCAUAGAGCUGGCCGCCAACAUGUGCAUGACGCUCAUCGAGAACAAGAAGAAAUGCGACAUCAAGGAUCUCGUCCUACCGUGGAGGCCGCUUUACAACAUCCUCGAAAAGGAGCUCUUCCCAAAGCGUCGCAGGACGGGACUCACCAACAUCGCCGACGUCCUUCUCGACCUCGCGGAGACGGCGCAACGCUUCUUUCCAGCCAGCGAGGCGGACGAAAUGCUGCGCACCUUCUUGCCCAAGAUGGACGGUUCCAACCUCAAUUCCGUCAUCGCCACACAGGCGUUCCUGGUUCACUUCUUGCCCAUCAGUCACCCGCAGCGCUGGCUGCCGACCAUGUUCCGCCUAUGGGAAAGCUUCAACUCGUCGCUCUUUGACGACCAGAUGCUCGACCUGCUCGCACGUCUCGCCGAGAUGCACGUCACCGACCCUUCGAUAAGCUCCGCGUCCUCUGCUCGAAAAGCCGGCUCCCUGGCCGAAGCGUCAGUGCGGCCAGAAGUGCAGCCUGCAGAAGCGGCAACAGCUUCGAAAGCUGACGGUGACGAGCCGAUGCUAGUCAGCGAGCCAGCACGGCUCUCAGAAGCCAGCAACUCGACGACAUCAUCAGGUACAGCAAGCCCAUCAGGCAAAAUUGGACUGUUUAGCGAGAUCGGCAUCUUCACCGAGCAGCAAUACUCGCUCAUCAUGACAAAGUGCCUCAAGUCGGCCGGCCUUCCCGUUGGCUCGUCCAAAGCAGCCAAUGCUGCCCUCAUGGCUCAGUCUGCAAGCGUACGAAGCGGUCCAGAUGCCGCGGCAUCGGGCGCCACCCUCAAGAUGAAGAAGCCGACGGAUCGUCUCCGGUCCUUUGCAGUCAUCAUCGCUUACUCGAUAUCCAAGGACGGACUGACUGUCGGCGAGUCUGCGACAGUUUCGGACGUUCCGACCCCGGCGGAAGGAACCUCGCCAAAACUGCAAGGCGCCACCAAACCAGUCGCGACAUACCCAGCUGGUUCCAAAGCGCUCGAACAUCUCGCCAAGUUCGUGCAGGCCACCGAGAGCUACUUUCACCCGUCCAAUUGGGGCAUGUGGCAGAUGUCGCUUUCAAACCUGGUUCAGCAGAUCAUGUUUGAAUUCCUCAAACGCGCCAAGGAGGAAGAGCGUCCGCAGUGCAAGACGCCCCAGCAGUACCGACUUACAAACGAGAUGAAGACCGAAAUCGUUUCGAUUCUUCGCACGGUCUGCUUGCUCUCCAUGUUCUCCAAGGAUCCGAUCACCAUCGCAGCGUCACAAGCCAGCUUGAAAAGGAUGGCCAUUCUCGCACCAGAGAUGAUCUUCCCUGCUGUGCUGGACAGAGCGUUCAAUUCGCUAGAGGCGCUCGAGACUACACAUCGCACCAAUGCCGUCAUCACGGCUUUGUCGACGCUGUCGCCCGUCUUCACCUCUCGCCAACUCUACCGAGCUGGCGGAAAGCAUCUUGUGCCGCUCCUGCAACUCUGCAUUCCCGGUAUCGAUCUCAACGAUCCUAUGAAGACCAUGAGCACGUGCAUGUUCGUGCUCCUGUCUACCCUUUCGAUUCGUAUCGACGAUUUGACCAGGCCAGAAGCUUAUGCCGACGACGAAGAGGCGUUUGAGGGCAUCCCGGACUUGCCGAAGCUGAAUGUGGAUGCUACAGAGGCAUCUGCGUCUGGUGGAGAAGACGCUGUGUCGGCUUCGCCAGAGCAAGAAGAUUACGAGCUGCGCAUCAGCACCGCCGACUUUGACGCGUGGAUUUCGGCCUUCUUCCAGAGGGUGUUGUCUCUGUUCGAGACGUUGCCCGAAGAAGGUAAGGGCGGCCGCACCGGUGGCAAGUCCGAAGAGCAAGUCAUCAACAUGAUCAUGGCUGCUUCCGAUGCCGUCUGUCGAGCGAUGAGCCCCUAUCUGCUGCAGAAGUCGUUCGACAAGAUCGCAGACUACUGUGCCAAUACUGUGUCGGCCACUUCUGCCCGUGUCAUCGGCUCGCUCGUUGGCUGCUUUGCCCGCGCGGACAGCAAGAUGGUGCUCAAGAGGCUCGUGCCUCAAUGCGUCGCUAACAUCCGAACCGAAAUCGCCAAUGGAGCGAGUUCGACCCGAACCACCAGCACCAGUCUGCCGGCACCAAGCGACGCUGCCCUGCAUUGGAACCUCAGCGUACUGACCGGAGUCGUGAACGGGCCCGGCGACAAUCUCUUGGACUACAAAGACGAUCUGAUCUCGGUUCUGCACCUCAUCACCACAAGCUGCAAGAGUGAAAGAGGCUACUCGUCGAGUGCCAAGCUGGUGCAGAAGGUCAUCUCGUCCUUGACAUCCGUCUAUCCAAGCGAACAGCGAUUCGUGAAUCAGGAGACGUGGGAGAGCGAAGCGUUCGCUAAGCGAUCUCACCUGUUCUGGGGCAAAAUGUACGACGAGAAGAACGUCAAGAUCAACUGGCACGAGCCGUCAGAAGCCGAGAUCAGCAUGGCGCUCGAGCUACUCGACCGCAUCGUGAUUCCGGCACUGGACAAUGUCGAAGCCCUUCAGGCAGAGGCACUUGCUCGAGACAAGGCCUGGUCGAACGACUUCUGCCGCUAUCUCAUAGUGGUCAGGAUGGGUCUCAUCGGCAUGCCAAGCCUGAUCGACGAGGACGACGUUGGAGGUGGACAUCCGGCCAUGGACCUCGGCGACGAGGUCCCCGAGUUUAUCGAGGUCCCACCCCGCUUCAGAUCGCACUUCUGCUUGACUGACCGCCAGGAUGGGCGUUACCAAAAGGUGGCAGAGUUCAAGAGGCGCUGCGGAGAGGUGCUGCACCUCGCAGCCCAGAGCACGCAGGACUCGGGCGCAGAAGACCAGAUCGACUGUGUCAAGAUGCUCGUUCGAGCCAUCCGCUCCUACCUCACCUGCUACAGCUACAAUGGCGAAGACUACAAGGCUCACAUGCGUUCCCUCAGCUUCUUCCGCAACGUUGCCAAGCUGUACGCCAAGCAAAAGGCCUUCCCCCGCGUGCUCUUCAUCCGUCGCGCGGCUUUUUACAACACCAGUCGAGCAAGGCUCAACAGCUUCCACCGCAAGCGCACUCCAUUGGCCGACAAGCUGAUCCUGCAGAUCCUCGAGUUCUGCAUGUCCAACUACGUUGGCAUUCGACAGACGGCGCAGAACACGUUGGACACCAUCGGCGGGGUCUACGACGGCACCUGGAUCCUCUGCCUGCCCAAGCUGAUUGAAGCCGUUCAGCCAGGCGUACCUGACGACAGGAUGAAAGGUGCAUUGUACGUGCUAGGCAGCAAAGGCGCUUCGUAUCUCUGCAUCACCGACGCUCGCUUCAGCGCCGAAUACAUCAUCAGCCUCCUCGACGCUCAGCACCACUCCAAGCCUUCGAUCCAGAAGCUGGUCCGUGGUAUCAUCAAUGACUUCAUCGUGCGUUUCGCCGAGCCAUCGACGCUGACGGCCAAGGUCGACUCGCCAGCACUCAACGAAGCUGCGGAUAUCCUGGAGCGGGCACUUCCCGCUGAUCUGCAGACUUCGGACGCCAAGCUCAUCGAGGCUGUGGCUGCCAAACGACGUCUUCGCCUGGACAGGGUCGAUGUAUUGCACCAGGAGCUCACGAGCAAAGCGCUCGACUUUGCGCAGAAGGAAACCACCCAUUGGGCCUUUUCGAUCUUCGCGGCUCGUCUGCUGAGGGCGUUGGUGCGAAAGGACAGGCCGCUGGCGCAGGGGUCCGCGACGUAUCUCUCGGAGCAGAUGAUAUCCGAGAACCCCAAAAUGCGUCACUGCGCUCAGGCCGCCGUCACCAAGAUCCUUUACUACGUCAAGCUGCGCACGCUGGCUCCGACUGAUGAGGAUUUGCUGCUUGGUCAGAGCAAGAACCCACUCAAGCAUUCCGAGAAAUUACCGACUCCCGUGUCGAGUGAGUGGACGCAGCAAUACAUUGCAUCUUUUGCUGAGCCAUUGCGGCCAGAUAGCAAGCUGCGGGACAAGCCAUCCCAAGGCUGGCUCGUAUGGGGCGAGGAGGAGGACUUCUACGAACCGCCACCUGCUGACGGUACCGUAUUCGACUGGGAUGCUGAGUCUCAGUCGGCGAUGGCUGCGGUGCGCGCUAAGCUCACCCAGGAGUCUUGGUGGCAGUCCUUCUGCCGUCAUCUGUCGCAGGAGAAGGACCGCGACUAUCCGGGCAGCGACUCUGUGACUCUUCUCAAGUCGAUCUUCCAGAUCUUUGGCGUCGAGCUGUUGCCGUUCAUCCAGACGACGACGGAGCAGUACAUUGCAGAGAAGGACCGUCACAGGCAUCGCGCUGCAGCGGAGCUCGUUUGCGGCGUCUACCGGGGCUCGAAGCACUGGAACAUGAAGGACCAGGACAAGCUGUGGGCGUGGCUCAAGACUCUGCUGCCAAAGAUCUUCGAGGGGUGCACACCGGAUAGUCAGCCAGCUUGGCAGUCGUGCAUCGAGUACAUGCUGCAGGCUCGCGAUCCGCGUCGUGCGCUCCCGCUUGUCGAGUACAUUGUCCAGGCGGCUCGCGACAAUAUUGGCAAGGACAACAGCACGGCCAGUCCGUGGGAGCAGGCGAAGGCGCAGAAUCUGUUGCGCGGUGCCAUGAUCUCGAUGAAUUUGCAGUUCGCGCCCUUCGGAGCGGAUGAGUUCAUCCGCAUCUAUUCGGAAAACUUUGACAACCACUUCCAGGAGGUGAGGAGCGUCAUCAGCGAGGGACUGGCAGAUUUGGAGCUGCUCCAGGUCAAUCCGUCGUUUGGCAGUGUCGAGCUGAUGCUGGAUGCGUGCAGUACGGGUCACGGAUCGCUGCUGUCGCGACCAGAGCUGUACAGCGGGCGUCUGGAGACGCUGUCGCAGCAGCUAGCGCAGUGGCGCACAGAGAGGAAGCCGACAGCCGAGGGCACUUCUCAGUACGAUCGAGCGGCGAUGACGGCGUUGCUGUGGAUCUCGACGACCAUGGGCGACCAUCGCAAUAGCGCGUUGGCAGGAGAGGUGAUCAAGUACAUCCCGGACAUCUUUGGCAUGCUCGAGCUGCACGACAACAAGGAGCUGUCUGCGCUCGCGCGCGCCGUGUUGACCAAGAUCUCGACCUAUCCGUUCACGUCCGAGUACGCGGGUAGAUUGAUCGAGACGCUGCUGCAGGUGACGCGUUCGUCGGUCGACUCUUGGCGUGCACGUCUCGACUCGUUGCCAGUUCUGCAGGUGAUGUACUUCCAGAACCUGUUUUACUUGGAUGAGAAGCUGGUCAACUCGAUCGUGGAGCUGCUGUUGGAGCUGCUGAGCGACAAGCAUCUCGAAGUGCGCGAGAUGGCAGCGACGACGCUCUCCGGUAUCGUGCGUUGCUCGCAACGACGAUUGAUCAAGACGCUCAAGACGCGAUUCACCAAGACCGUCUCUUCGACCAUGGUACCUAGAAGAGGUGACAAGGACUACGACUCGCAGCUGCUCAAACUUCACUCCGGGAUCUUGGGUGCUUCGGCUCUGUUGGCUGCGUUCCCGUACGAGGUGCCGGACUGGAUGCCGAGCUUGAUCGUCGAUACGGUGGCACAGCAUACGGAUGAUCCGGUGCCCAUUUCGACGACGGUGAGGAAGUGCGCGGCGGACUUCAAGAGGACACAUCAAGAUACGUGGUCGGAAGAUCAGCACAAGUUUGGGGACUAUUUGGCCGAGGUGAAUGACUUCACGCUCGGUAGGAGUGAUUAUUUCGCUUGA